Messenger RNA from Microthlaspi erraticum, 1317 nucleotides. NCBI's taxonomy places the organism in Eukaryota, Viridiplantae, Streptophyta, Magnoliopsida, Brassicales, Brassicaceae. The record is from the annotation of a GenBank genome assembly.
AUGUUAGGACAGCUUUUGCAUCUAUUCGGCUCAGUGCAUGUCGCAUGUGAGAUACUGAUAUUGUUACGUAGUAUCCGCCGAUCCGUGAAGAGUAGUACUGAAGACAGGAUUAGUGCAUUACCCGACGAUUUGCUCCUGAAUAUAUUGUUGCUCAUCCCUACAAAAGAGGCAGGGGCUACGGCGAUUCUGUCCAAGCGAUGGCGGUCUGUUUGGACGAUGCUGCCACAGCUCGUAUACAAUGGUAGUGACUAUAAACAAGGCCCUGAAAAGAAAGAAAACACUUUGUGGUUUAUUGACCAGUCAUUGCAACUUCACAAGGCCCCUGUAUUAGAAAGUUUGGUUAUACGACUAGGUCCAGGAUGUUCUGCUGAUGUGGAUGUCGAAAAAUGGGUUGGAAUUGCAGCUGGUCGAAGGGUGCGCUGUCUAAAUUUUCAGCUAAGGUUGUUGUCAGAGCCUAUCGUGUUGCCUGAGAGGCUUUACCUAUGCAAUACGCUUGUUUGGCUAACUCUUUUCGAUAAGAUUUUGGUUGAUGUUCCUGAUCAGGUUUGCCUGCCAUCUCUAGAAUAUCUCUACCUUCUCUCUGUGGUGUACAAAGAUGACGAUUCUCUUGUUAGGCUUUUAUCAGGUUGUCGUGUUCUCAAGAAAUUACAAAGUUUGGAAGGAUCUUUGAUUAUAGAUUCUCCAAGUUUAAGAAACAUAUCCCUCCAGGAUUCUACGGCAAACACUUGCUCGAUUGUGAACAAGCCUCCCCUUGAUAAGGCACUUAUCAAUGUAUUUUGUAACCUUGAUGACAACUUUAGGAGAUCUCUUUCCUCGGUUACGUGUCUCGACUUAAUUUUGAACCCUGGUACGGUUGAUUGUUGUAACACCAGUAACUUCUCCCAGCUUAUAGAGUGUAGAAUAAGCCCAUAUGGCUUGUUUUGGUUAGAACCAUUCAUGUGUUUACUUCAAAAUUCUCCUAAACUAAAAGUCCUUCUCAUCGACCAGGUAGUUCUACGACAUGAGAAUUUCCCACUUACGUUCAACGAACCAAGUUGUGUUCCAGAAUGUUUGUCAAACCAUCUCGAGAUCUUUGAGUGGGAAGAAUAUGGGGGAAGAGACGGAGAGAAAGAAGUUGUAAGAUACAUACUUGCCAACUCUAAGUGUUUAAAAAGAGCUGGAAUCUCUAUUGCACCAACCUGCAAUACAAGGAAGAUGAUGAAAGAGUUGAAAUCUAUGUCAAGGUUCAACAGCAUCUCAGCUUCUCUUCUCCACUCAAGUAAAAGCCUGAGAUAUUCCUUCCGGCUAAAUUCAUUGACUGAUCAUAAAAUCCAUUAG